UUGGGUAGAAGCAGCAGAAUUGAAAUCGCACGAGAGAAAUGCAGCUGUAAAAGCAAGAAAAAUGUCAAGUGCCCUUAAAAAUUAUGACUAGGAGAGUGUGUGGAAGGGCUAUGUCACCUAUAAAGAUUUGCAAUUCAGAGUCGCCAUGGAAGUGUUUGACGUGAAUAAACUGACCGAUUUUAUGAAGUCCGUUAUGCCUUUGUCAUUAGAAGUGGUAGGCAACAUCGAUAAAUCAGAAAUAGUUUGGAACUACUUGAAGAAAGUCAAAGAAACGAUCGACACAGAAGUUAUUUUUCUGCAAUGCACUCCUACGUCAUAUGCUGUCUGGAACAUGUACCUGGCGUUCUGCAAAGCUUGCCAAGAUAUGGGCAUUGCCUUCUUAGGAGGUGUUUCAAGCCCUAUCAAGAAUUUGUAUCUCUUUCCCAUUUUGAAAGGCAGGCCCAUUCCAAAGGAAUUGGUAUCUUUAUCUUCCGGCAUCAAUUGUAAUUAAUAUUUAGAAGGGUUAUUGAAAGAAAUUGGAAAUAGUAUGCCUUGUAUUUACAGUGUUGGAGAACCGGGCUUCAAGUUUAUUAUUGGGAAUUUUGGUCAUGUGCAAGGGGCAACACAAAUUAUAUGAAAAUAGUCGGCCCCAAAAUGUGAUUCCAAUGGAUAAGAAAACUGGACAGUCUUCUUCGAACCAGCCGCUUAAUCGUGCAGUUGUUAACAUCCGUCAACAAGUCAAGCAGAAGUAGGACAUUCUUCGUGUUAAUCCAAUCAAAACCAAACCUGAUUCAUCUCAACAAGAAGCAACUCCACCCAAGGUUGCAAAAACAAGAAACUCCGAGUCUACUACCAGGGCGUUAGCAAGAUUUGCAUUGAAGGAGGCAAUG
Molecule: messenger RNA, 869 nt
Organism: Daphnia pulex (common water flea)
Lineage: Eukaryota; Metazoa; Arthropoda; Branchiopoda; Diplostraca; Daphniidae
Exons: 2
Coding region: 146-490 (114 amino acids)
Source: RefSeq, a predicted model, not a curated record